Molecule: messenger RNA, 2627 nt
Organism: Esox lucius (northern pike)
Lineage: Eukaryota; Metazoa; Chordata; Actinopteri; Esociformes; Esocidae
Product: lateral signaling target protein 2 homolog
Exons: 12
Coding region: 154-2598 (814 amino acids)
Biological process (GO): negative regulation of epidermal growth factor-activated receptor activity
Cellular component (GO): early endosome membrane
Molecular function (GO): metal ion binding
Source: RefSeq, a predicted model, not a curated record
CUUGCCCAAUUCUACCAUGCUGAUGAAGAGCUGAGGCAGGUGGCUAUCAAGCUCAACAGCCUGGAUGGCAAAAACAAGCCCAAGCGCUGUGCCCUGUUGGUCAGUCAGUUCCGUUCCUGCCAGGACAAUGUGCUGAAUAUCCUCAAUCAGAUAAUGAAUGAAUGUAUCCCAGACGAGAGGGCCAACAGAGACUUCUAUGUCAAAUUCCCAGAGGAGAUCCAACUGGUGAACUUGGAAGGCCAGCUGUGGUUUGGAGCUGAGUGUUUGGCUGCUGGCUCCAUCAUCAUGAACCAGGAGUCUGAGAGUGAGGCUAUGCGUCCUCUAGCAAAGGACCUGACACGCUGCAUAGAGGAAGUACGGAACAUUGCCCGUGACCAGGCUCUUUGCAAUCGGAACGCCUAUACAGAGCAUUUCCGCCAAGCCUUGAGAAAGUUUGACAAUCUUUUUGCUGAUUUUGAGUUCAGCUACGUUUCAGCCAUGGUACCAGUGAAAUCAUUGAAAGAAUAUGAUAUCCAGCAAAAUGUCAUUGUGUUGUUCUGUGAGACAGUGUCCAGGGCACUAAAACAGCAAUAUAUCACUCAAGACAUGAUUGAUGACUAUGAGCCUGCACUCAUGUUUACAAUCCCACGAUUAGCCAUAGUCAGUGGUCUAAUUGUUUUCCCUGAUGGACCCAUGAGGCUAGAUGGUGAGAUGCAGGACAUGUCUGAGCUAUUCAGGCCCUUCCACUCAUUACUGAAGAAAAUCAGAAAUCUCCUGCUGACGCUCAAGGAAGAAGAGCUUUAUCUUUUGGAACGGAACCUCUGUGACAAUCAGAACGAGGGUUUUGUUGCCCGACGGCGCACUUCAGCCAUAUUGCAUUCGGCCAUUACUCAACAACUGGAGCAUGGCAUGCAUGCAAAUCAUGUGGCAAAAUCCAAGCCAUGUCUCCCUCAUCGGGCAAGUGUGUUGUUGGAAAAGCACAAAAAAGGCGAAAAUGCAUCCCUACUGCACGUUGAACCUGGCUGUUUAGAACUGGAACAAGAGGUUAAGAUGUCAUCCUCCAGGCAGUCCGAUAUCAGGGAGAUAGAGCAGCUCAGUAUGAUGUUCUACCAAGCAGGAAAUGAGAUGUCCAGCUUUCUGUCCCCAGCAUCUAGCCAGACUUCAUCUCCUUGCCCUCAGAGGCGGGGUUCUGCCAGCCUCAGUCCCAGCCCCAUGGCCUCUCCUCUCAGGCAUUGUAGGCCUCAGAACAGACUGUCAUCUGGUUGGUCCGGUGUGUGUUCAAGUGUUGAUGAAAAGGAGUGCUUCUUCCAUAUAGAUGACCUGGACAGAACACAGGAGAGAAGCUCUUCAUACGAAAACUCCGCACAUCCAAAGAUGCCCUGCCCCUACUCAAAACAGAGCAGCUUGUCCAGGAAGUGUGUGGAGGCAAACCUCCAACGCAGCAAGAACUGGCCAUGCCGUAGUAAGCUUUCAACCCCAGGGGCUCUCUUGAGCCACAAUGUGACUCAGGAUAUGUUAGAGACGGCAGACAUUAUGAUAGGCAUACAAGUCUCCAAUCCCCAAUCUCCCAAACUGUCUACCUGGACCGAGAAAGUGGAGGAGGAGGUGAAAGAGGAAAAAGAUGAUGACAGUGGGGAUUCAGAUCUGCAGUCUCUGAAUGACAUUGCCACAUUCUGCAAGCUCAGCCCGUGUAUCUGCUUUCAGUGCCCGAGUGCAUCUCCAUUUGAACCUGAUAAUACCCAUAGCUGCCUGACUCCCCAAAGCCAAGUGCCAGCUCAGGAUACAUGCCGGCACUGUUCUCCUCCCAUAUCUGUCAUUGGAGGUCUGGCUGAGAAGGCUUUCAGCCCCAGGGAACAAGGGAAGGAGAGGGGCCAUGUGCUGUGCCCUCAGAACUCUUCACUAUGGGCCAGAGGUGAACAGAGUGAGGGUGUUCCAUUAUCUGUUACUAACCACCCCAUGCCUGUAAGGAGAAUCAGUGGAGAUGGGGAGGCUGAACACAGAGUUGUAAAGACAGAUUCAGAGUACACCCUGUCUCAUUCCAGCUAUCUAAUCAACAGCAAUAACAUGGAGUUAAUCAAUCAUCCUGACAUCCAGUUGGCCUGCCACAACAUCCGAUCCCGUUUCAAUAGCAGCGGUGACCUCCUUCAUCGUCUUUUUGUGUGCAUCUCGGGUGUUGCAGACCAGCUGCAAAGCAACUACUCCAGUGAACUCCGAACCAUACUGAAGAAGUUGUUUGAGAUAAUGACAACUAAGACAGUCCUUGUAAAAGAAGACAAGCAGAGGAAAGCAUCUGUAGGCCUAAAUGACAUGGCUAUAGAGGAUUGUGCCUUGUGUAUGGAAUGGCUGUCUUCCUCCCUACCAAUGGAGCAAGAUGUCCAGUGUGAAGAGCUCCCAGCCUGGGUUCCUGAUGAAGCCUGCAGCUUCUGCACAGCCUGUAAUGCCCCCUUCACUAUAAUACGUAAGAAGCAUCACUGCAGGAGCUGUGGCAAGAUCUUCUGUUCUCGCUGUUCUCCCCGCUCUGUUCCUCUACCACGUUAUGGCCAGGUCAAGGCUGUGAGGGUGUGCACCCACUGCUACAUGUUCCAUGUCACGCCAUUCUAUCCAAGGAACGGCAACUGACUAAAUGCUGGGGCAUAUUAUUCUGUCAA